CUCAGCUUGUCGCUGGUUCAGCGGCUGACAGCUGAACGGGUUGUGGUAGAACAGCAGCAGCCGCAGCGGCGCAACCAGAAAUCUGAACAACAUUCACCUCGAAGUCCCUUUUUAAAGACCGGUGCCAUUUCAUCGUGUGACGUUUUCUCAUUCAACCACUGGACGGUUUUUUAAUUCGUUCGCUGGCGUUGACCGUAAAUCACCGAUUUAUUCUCGUUUCAGUUCCCUUUUUUAACCGAGAGAGAAAAGCUCUGUGCCCGGUUGUGCCAGCAGUGUUGGUUUUUUUUCUCUCGCAUGGCGUAGGCACCUUUUCUGAAUCGGGGUAUACAUCCUUGUUGUGUUGGUGGAGGUCGGAGGAGGCCCCCCCGGUGCCGCUGCAUAUCCACUGUUUUAUUUGCACACUUGAACAGUUUUGGAGGAAAACGAUGUACGACAUGAUUGUGCAAUAGAAGAGGAGGAAGAAGACGCGCUGCAUGUACUGACUGACUACCUUUGUGGAGAGAGAACGAGACGCGUCAGGAAUACAUUUCCUUAUUACGUUCUCUGAACAACACCUCCCGUGUGUUUCCCCUGGUGAGACCUUUCGUACCCUAGAGGAAAAGAAGGAAUAUCCGUGUUUUCCUCCUGUAUAUGUGCGCGUGUGUGUGUGCUUGAACCCUCCGAGGACCUGCUAAACCUUCACGAUGACGGGCAGCACCCCAGCAGACAUGAUUAACUUGCGGCUCAUUUUAGUCAGCGGAAAGACGAAAGAAUUCCUCUUCUCCCCCAAUGACUCGGCUGCAGACAUCGCCAAACACGUCUAUGAUAACUGGCCCAUGGACUGGGAGGAAGAACAGGUCAGCAGUCCUAACAUCCUGAGGCUGAUCUACCAGGGGCGUUUUCUUCACGGCAACGUAACACUAGGAGCCCUCAAACUGCCCUUGGGGAAGACCACAGUGAUGCAUUUAGUUGCCAGAGAGACUCUGCCUGAGCCAAAUUCCCAAGGUCAAAGGAACAGAGAGAAGACCGGAGAGAGUAACUGCUGCGUCAUUCUGUAAAUACACACCUACGCUGCCGGCCCUCUAACCUGUGUCGUCUGGUUCCUGCCCUCACUUUUUGGACCCCCAUGAGCUUGUCCUGUCUCCUCUCCAGGGGACAGUCCAACAGAGCAAAGAUUUGUGUACAGAAAAUCAUCCCAUCACAUUUUUGUUAGUCGUAUAAAAAAAAA
Messenger RNA from Cynoglossus semilaevis (tongue sole), 1207 nucleotides. RefSeq names its product ubiquitin-like 3a (gene ubl3a). The record is from RefSeq and is a predicted model, not a curated record. The transcript has 5 exons. NCBI's taxonomy places the organism in Eukaryota, Metazoa, Chordata, Actinopteri, Pleuronectiformes, Cynoglossidae. Gene Ontology annotation, molecular function: protein binding. Bases 684 to 1037 code for a protein of 117 amino acids.